Messenger RNA from Hyaloperonospora brassicae, 1737 nucleotides. Lineage: Eukaryota; Oomycota; Peronosporomycetes; Peronosporales; Peronosporaceae. The record is from the annotation of a GenBank genome assembly.
AUGAAACCCCGCGACGCGAGCGAACAGCUCCGAGCGCGUGAGCUGUGGCGCCCGUCCGUCGAGACGGCGCUGGCGCUGCUCGCGUUCCCCCGCGCUGUGUCUGCACUGGUGAGUCCCAUUGCGGACUGCGACGAGACGUUCAACUACUGGGAACCGCUGCACUAUUUGCUCUACGGCUUUGGGUUCCAGACGUGGGAGUACUCGCCCGUGUAUGCCCUCCGCUCGUACGCAUAUCUACUGGCGCACUACGGGACCGCCAAAGUGCUGUCAGUUGCCCUCACGCUGCGCCUCUUCCCGCUUGACAAACUGCUGCUGUUCUACGGGCUGCGCGCGAGUUUAGGUCUGCUAUGUGCCUACGCAGAGGCGCAGUUCUACUACUCGACCAGCAAGUGCUUUGGUCGACGGACAGCGCGCUAUUUGCUGUGCCUGUUGCUCGUGAAUGCCGGUAUCUUCCAUGCAAGCACUGCGCUGCUGCCCAGCUCGUUCACGAUGGUUCUCAUUAUGCUCUUUACAAGCGCGUGGAUGGACAAGCGCUACUAUCGCGCAUUGGGGUACGGAAUAGUGGCUGUACUGUGUGGCUGGCCGUACGUAGGUGUUCUCUUUGUCCCAUUUACGGUCGAGACACUCUACGCUCGUGGAUGGACGAAGAGCAUCUUGGCGGGCGUAGCUAUUGGUGGAGCGGUUUUGGCGCUAGAAUUGCUUGUCAAUCAUUACUACUAUCGCCGCUGGGUUCUCCCGGCGUGGAACAUUCUCGUUUACAACGUGCUGAGCAACGAGACGGACUCGACGCUGUACGGAACGGAAGCGCUGAGUUACUAUGUCAUGAACUUGGCACUCAAUUUCAACGUGGUGGCUAUAUUGGCAGUGCCUGUGGCGCUGUUUGUUUUCAUGCUGCCGAUGGAUUGUGAGGCUGGGAGAAUGCAAUUGCUGGCGUAUUUGUCCCCCAUGUAUAUUUGGCUGAUGAUCAUGUUCAGCCAGGCACAUAAGGAAGAGCGGUUUUUGUCCCCUGUGUACCCACUCAUCUGUCUCGCGGCUGCAACCACAUUGAGUGCAGUGGUGUGCCGCAUCGGACGAUUGUUCAGUCACGCCAGUUCCGUGGGUCGUGUGCUCUCGCACUUGUUCGUAGUAGGCACGUUGGGCAUUUUUUCAGUGUUGUCCGUUUCCCGAGUGGUAAGCAACGUCCUCAACUUCGGCGCCCCGCUUCGUGUGUACCAGCAUCUCUAUGCCCAGGUGCUACUGAAUCCUGAGACCAGUGUGCUCGUUGAAGGCACGACGGCAGCAACAUUUACAGAGAACUUGUGCAUCAUGAAAGAAUGGUACCGUUUUCCGACAAGCUUUUUCAUCCCAACCAACCGCACCAAGGUGCAAUUUGUCAAGUCGUCGUUCGCAGGCCUUCUGCCGAAGCCUUUCGAGGAGCACGAAAACGGCACUUCGAUUAUUCCCAGCGCUAUGAACGACCGAAAUCGCGAGGAGGCGAGUCGAUACGUGUCCAUCGAGGUUUGCGACUAUGUUGUCGACCUGAACUUGCCCAACCAGAAAGAAGUCAAGCUGUGGGAGGAGCCUGCAAAGUGGGAGCUUGUGCAUUCAGAGCCGUUUUUGGACACAGAGCGAUCCAAGUCGCCUUACCGAUCGUUUUACAUCCCUAUGCUGACGCCUCAGCACGUCCAUUACGUAGAUUAUGCGAUUUACAAGCGCAAGCAAGCUGCAGCUAACCGUGAAACAAGCACAAGCGUGUAG